UAACUGAAUGUUUGUCAGGUUCUGCAGUUGAGUUAGACAAAUUUACAUUAUCAUUUUCAUGUUUGCAGUUGCUGAGCUUAGACAGGUGCAUGAUGUCCUCCAAAGGUGUCUUGGUGAUACAUCUCAGGACUUCUAUGUUUGAGUAUGUUCUUUAUCUGACUAGCAGCUCCGCUUGAACCAACCACAAGAGAGCCCACCCAUUUUGCUACUUUUUCACACUUCUCUGUCUCUCAAGUCUCUGUUUGCAUCGACAGCCCCUUUGAAGCAACACCCUCUGACAACCUCCGAAGGAUAUUUCCACACUGAAUCGUUUGUCAGUUGCCGAAAGAGCACGUUAGGUAUGGCCAGUGAUAAGUAUCCCUCUGUGUAUGUGGUGGACAGCCAUGCCGACUGGCCUCAUCCACCACCCAAACUGAGGCAGCGGCAGUGCCGGAUGGGGGUGGCACAGACCCUGCUGUUCAUGCUGGUCAGCGUGGCGUUGUGUGGCAUGAUCAUUGAAGCCUGCUUGAUCUACCAUCUCUACCAACUUGACACCGCUCCCUCAGCGUCAUUCUCUAAGCACACCGGAGGUGAAGAUGAUACUUCUCCCACUAAAAAGCCAAGUUAUGAGAUUCCUCCUUCCAAACCAGUUGCACAUCUGACAGAUGGACAAGAUGUAAUUCAUGAAGAAAAGAUUAUGGCGUGGAGCAUGAAUGCAGACCCUCUCCUCUAUGAAAUGGACUACAAAGACAGAAAACUAAUCAUUCAGAAGGAGGGUUAUUACUAUGUCUAUUCUAAGGUUUUCUUCACAGACAAUGGUGUAUUUCACCAUUCUGUCAAUAUGCAUACUGAAAAGUACGCUGGGGGAAGAAUUACACUCCUGCAGUCCAGGAAAUACUCCCUAAAGUCGAGUAAAAUACGAUCCAAUAGUUACCUGGGUGGAGUGUUUCAUCUUUACAAAAAUGAUGCUGUUUAUGUGGAAGUCAGCAACACCACAAAAAUCGAUCGACAUAAAUCCUUUGAGAACAUCUUUGGUGCAUAUAUGAUCUAAAUAUCACACUGAUCAUCAUCAUCACCACCGUGAAACUGAAGGUUUGGAGUGAGAAUAAAUGAAAUUGGAUAAGAAAUGUUAUAUAAUCUUCAUGAGGAGUAAUGAUUGUCUUUGCUUUGCAAAAGCAGGUCCAUAACCAGUCAGAGAGGCAGAUGUGAAAGCCUCUUUCAGCCCCAGAGCAUAAUGAAGGUCAGGGCUGUGGUAGUGGUUUUCUUACUGGUUGAAAACAAUUUUUAAAUUAUGUUUAACAGCAUAGCAAAACAGCUUUUCAAAUCAGGGACUUUUUAUAUGAUUACUUGUAUUUUUACUUUAGAUUCAAUCUCUGAAUGUUACACAAUGUCUCGUCAUAGAUGGAUAAAAAAAAUUAAUGUACAUUGUUCAGUCUUUCUAGUUUUCAUGUUGCUACUGUGCAAAAAUCAAAACAUAAUAAACUGUGUAACAUUACAUUAGAAACUGUAAUGUUGCACGUUUCUUUUUGUUCUUGGUGUAAGAUAAACUGCUCACUAUUUAUUUAGUCCUUCAGCAAAAGAAGGAAUGACAAAACGUCUUUAAGUCUGUUAUAUUUAUGUACAAUAUUGUAUACAGCAUAACGAAAUAAACAGCUGAUUGAAAAGUC
This is a messenger RNA of Toxotes jaculatrix (banded archerfish), 1646 nucleotides long. It is a transcript of the gene tnfsf14a, whose product is annotated as TNF superfamily member 14. Gene Ontology annotation, molecular function: tumor necrosis factor receptor binding. The transcript is spliced from 4 exons. Gene Ontology annotation, cellular component: membrane. Gene Ontology annotation, biological process: immune response. Bases 341 to 1030 code for a protein of 229 amino acids. The record is from RefSeq and is a predicted model, not a curated record. NCBI's taxonomy places the organism in Eukaryota, Metazoa, Chordata, Actinopteri, Toxotidae.